GACUCGAGACGCUUGCAUGACUCACGACUCAUUGACUGCCGACUUUGACUACUCGCACUCACUCCUCUUCUUCCAACCCCUUGCAGUCUCCCUCACUCACCCCUCACUCCACACGGCACAGUGUGGAGCACGACUUUGGCGUACACAGAGGUGUGAAGCGUAUUGCCAUCUGCUGAGCAGCAAGCGACAUGCCACCUCGCAAGACACGAUCAUCGGCCAAGGCGCAAGUCGAAUCUUUGACGGCAGCCGAGGCGUCAGCAGCAGGCCCCUUGUCAGCCUCGAGCGUCGAACCCUUGCAGAGCAAGAGCGAGAGCAGCAAUAGCAAUAGCAACAGCAACAGCAACAGCAACAGCAACAGCAACAGCAACAGCAAUAGCAGCGCACGCCCUUCGAAGAGGGUUAGGCUGUCCGAAUCAGUGUCGCAGGCCGAUGGCGAUCUGAGCGGUGGCGCGGUUUCUGAGCGCAGCGGCAGCGGCAGCGCGCACGCAAGAGUUCAGUCAGACGAUGCACCUGCACCUGCACCUGCACCUGCACCUGAACCUGCACCUGAACCUGAACCUGCACCUCCUCCUCCAUCCGAGCCGCAAGUCGAAGUAGAAGCUCCUCCUCCUCCUCCUCCCGCUCCCGAGAGUGCGCCCCUACCAGAUGCUCCCCCUCCACCACCACCCCCUCCUCCCGAAGAUCCUCAGGACACGACCCGACCUCAAGCCUUCACUUCUUUCGAAUCGGAUGGUGAUACUUCUUAUAUCUUACCACCCAGCGCCACUGCUACUGCUCGGCCAGGCAUCCAUGGUGCGGCAAGUGGGCAAGAGGAAGAGGCAGAGGCAGAGGCAGAGGGAGAUGUGCUGGAUGCGGAGUAUUGGAGCAGAAUGGCCAAUGAAAAGGAUAAGAGCAACGUGCAGGAACUCUACCUCGACACUAUCGAUCGAAGCAGAUUAGACUUUGACUUUGAGCGACAAUGCAGCGUGACCUUAUCUCGUCAUCACGUGUACUGCUGUCUCGUGUGCGGCAAGUACUUUCAAGGAAGAGGCAUCUCAUCGCCCGCGUAUGCUCAUUCCAUCGGGUGCAAUCAUCGAGUCUUUUUGAAUCUGGAUGCCCAUGCCCAUCAUCUCCGCGACACGUCCGGCAGCAGCACGUUGAGCAGCGCAGCAGCAGGCGAGAUUUGGAUCUUGCCAGAAGGAGAGAGGGUGACGAACAAGAGCUCCUUGAAUGCGCUGCGAGAUGUCGUGUACAAUCUGGAUCCCGUCUACACGGCCCAAGAUGUGCGGCGUUUGGAUGGACAAGGCAUCAAGUUGGAUCUGCACAAGCAGCAAUACAUUCCGGGCUUCGUAGGUCUCAACAAUACGCGCGGUCGCUCGGAUUACAUCAACGUCGUACUGCAGAUCAUGGCGCACAUCAAGCCGGUGCGGGACUACUUUUUGCUUCACACUUUCGUUCAGCGAGAGAGGGAGUCCCAAGCAUCUUCCAAUCCUCAAGCUCGACAUUCUUCUUCGCCUUUUAAAACUCAAUCUCAAGCACCCGCAUCCGCACCAAAGCACGCAAACAGGUCCGAACUGCUGCGUCUGUUCAGUCUGGUCCUCAGGAGAAUGUGGAAUGCCAAAGCGUUCAAAGCUCAAGUAUCGCCUCACGAAUUUGCUCAGGAAGUCAUUGCGAGAUCCAAAGGCGUCUUUGGAGUGGAGAAGCAGUCGGAUCCCAUCUUGUUCCUCGGUUGGCUAUUGAACACGCUGCACGUCGAUUUGGGCGGUGGAAAAAAGAGGCAGACCAUCAUCUCCGAAACAUUUCAAGGUCAGAUCCGCAUCGAAUCGCAAAAGGUCUUUGUGAGGAGCGGUAUAGAUAUCGACGAUGAGCCGGACGGAUCAGGAUUGGUCAGCGGAGGAGAUGCGGAUGGGAGGAGAGAGGGUGGUCAGGAGGAUGCGCUUGGGGGCAAAAAAUUCAACAUCGAAAAGGAAAUCCAGACGCAAACAUCUCCCUUUUUCCACCUAGCCCUGGAUCUGCCUUCCCCGCCCGUCUUUCAAGAUGUGAUCGAAAAGAACAUCAUUCCGCAAGUCAGCCUGGCUUCCGUGCUCUCCAAAUACGACGGCACAUCUUUUCAAGAGGCAAAAGGUCUCAUCAGGAGGUUCAAGAUCACCCGACUACCACCGUACAUCGUUUUGCAUUUCCGACGCUUCACCAGGAAUGGAUUUACGGAGGAGAGAAAUCCUACGAUUGUUAAUUUCCAGAUUAGGGAUUUCGAUUGGGCACCUUAUGUGGAAGAUCCGACGAAUCCAGCGCUCAGUGCGGCGUAUGAUCUGGUAGCCAACGUGACGCACGAAGCUACGGCUGGGACGGUGCGGGACAAUAGCGUCUUUCGAGCUCAGGUGCACACGCGUGCGCAUCGCGACCUUCAGCAGCAGCAGCAGCACUCAGCGGGAGUCGAUGCACGAGCUAGCGAUCGAGAAGAAGAAGAGGAAGACGAGGAGGAGGAGGAGGAGGAGAAAGAACAAGGGGAGGAAAAGUGGUUGCAGAUCCAAGACCUUAUUGUGGAGGAAGUCAACAAGCAAAUGUUGUUCCUCGGCGAGACGUAUAUACAGGUCUGGGAAAGGAAAAGCAAGGCGCAAGGUGUGUGAGGGGACGAUGUGGCGGGAAAAGGCGGGGGGUGAAAUGGUGUGGAGGCGGACAAAUGAAGGGAAUGGCAAAGCGGAAGGCCAAAGAGUCUGAGAGGUGUCGCGUUGGGUGCGUGAGAGGGAAGCAAUGGAUGGCUGAGGUGAUCGUAGCGCAUGUUGCGCACCCCCUCCUUUCCCCCCCCCCUUCCUUGCGCGCAUGCCAUGUGCUUGAAAUCAGCGAUGCGCUUCAUACUUCCUCUGGAAAUUCAUGUUCGGAAAUCGGAUCAGG
This is a messenger RNA of Ceraceosorus guamensis, 2871 nucleotides long. RefSeq names its product cysteine proteinase. Lineage: Eukaryota; Fungi; Basidiomycota; Exobasidiomycetes; Ceraceosorales; Ceraceosoraceae. The record is from RefSeq and is a predicted model, not a curated record. Gene Ontology annotation, biological process: spliceosomal complex assembly; protein deubiquitination; mRNA processing. The transcript has 6 exons. The coding region runs from base 189 to 2606 and encodes 805 amino acids. Gene Ontology annotation, molecular function: cysteine-type deubiquitinase activity; zinc ion binding.